Cornus florida is the source of this 3556-nucleotide messenger RNA. RefSeq names its product G-type lectin S-receptor-like serine/threonine-protein kinase At5g35370. Gene Ontology annotation, molecular function: ATP binding; protein serine/threonine kinase activity. Gene Ontology annotation, biological process: protein phosphorylation; recognition of pollen. The record is from RefSeq and is a predicted model, not a curated record. Lineage: Eukaryota; Viridiplantae; Streptophyta; Magnoliopsida; Cornales; Cornaceae. The transcript is spliced from 3 exons. The coding region runs from base 95 to 2872 and encodes 925 amino acids.
UAUCCGCAUCUAGAUAAGUCUGGCUGAUGGGCUUAUCUUCAUAGUCAAAGCAGACGAAUUAAUACUAUGAACGGCGUUCAAACCCAUCGCUGUAAUGGAGAGCCCAAAAUCACACCCAAGUUCACCCAUCCUCUUUCUUUCUCAUUCCUCACCAAACUUUGAAUUAUCAAACACCAACCCAUCUGUUUCUCUGCGCAACAUCUUCUGCAUGGGCUCUUUCACCAUCAUCACCAGUAGUAGACUAGUACUACUUUUGUCCUGCACAGUACUACUCGUCGAUUCUGGGCCCCUCUCCUCCGAUUUCAUCCGCCCAAACUUCACCGCCUCCUACCUCCAAUUCAUCGACAACAGCCCCUCCGGAGCUUUCUUGGCCUCUCGCAACCGGACCUUCAUUGCAACCAUCACCAACCCAAACCCCGAACCCAACAGAGUCUUUUACUUGUGCGUUCUUCACGCCCCUUCCAACACCAUCGUCUGGUCCGCCAAUCCCAACGCUUCAAUCUCUGAUUCUGCCAAGCUCCGCCUCACCGCAAACGGUCUCACCAUCAUGAACGACGCAGGCAACGUGGUUUGGUCCACCGCGCCAUUUCACGACCCUGCUGUUUCCUUGUUACAGCUUCAAGAUUCCGGCAAUUUAGUCCUGCUCAAUCGCUCGAAUGCUACUUUGUGGGCAAGUUUCGAUCAUCCCACCGACACCAUUGUUAUUGGACAGAAGUUGCCCGUUGGUGAAUCACUGGUUGGUGCUGCGACGGAGGACAACUUCACUGCCGGUGAUUAUCGCCUUACGGUAACCGGCGGCGACGCCUUGUUGCAGUGGAAUGGGUUGACUUAUUGGAAGCUGUCUAUGGGAACACGGGCUUUCAAGGAUACAAAUUUUCCCGUUUCCUACAUGGGCUUGAAAUCGAGCAAUGCUACUACAAUUACAAAUGGUCUCUGUCUAUUUGGGGACAAUGGGUCAACAGUUGUGAUUCGGAUGGACUUGGCGGAGUCUGAUUCUUUUAGAAUUGCAAAGUUGGGAUAUGAUGGUCAUUUCGUUGUUCAGAGAUUUGUGAGCACGGAAAACAAAUGGGUUCAAGAAUUUACAGGUCCGGAUGAUGACAAUUGUCGAAUUCCAUUCGUUUGUGGCGAAAUGGGACUUUGCUCGAAUGGAAAAUGUUCGUGUCCGGCUAGUUUUCAAGCAGCUACUCAGAUGGGCGGAGGUGGCGCGUGCAAACCCUCCAACGCUUCUUAUUCCUUGUCCUCAGCUUGUGAUGAUGAUACUCAAUCCAAUUCUUCCACCAUUUCGUAUUUGGGGUUGGGCAAAGGUAUGGACUAUUUCGCCAAUGAUUUUUCUCAACCUGCCAAAAAUGAUGUUAAUCUGUCUGUGUGUCGUGAUCUUUGUUCUCGGAAUUGUUCUUGCUUGGGAAUUUUCCAUGGUAAUUCUUCUGGGUCUUGUUAUCUACUCCAAAACCAUUUGGGUUCCAUCAUGGCAAGCUCUGAAAGCGAUCGAUUGGGUUACAUAAAGGCUCUGGUUGUAUCUUCCUCACCAAACCCAAAUGCUGAUGAGGAGGGAAACUUCCCAAUUCUGGGUUUGGUACUAUUGCCUUCCUCUGGGUUCUUAUUAGUCACCCUUGUUGCUAUGGUAAUUCUCUGGUACAGAAGAAAAGCAAGGCGUUCUAGAAAUGGGGUAGUAAAAUUAGGCCGCAGAAACUCAUCCUCGUCGGGAGAGCUUGAAACAUUCUCUAUCCCGGGUUUACCGGUGAGGUUUGAUUACGAAGAGAUUGCAGCUGCAACUGAUAAAUUCAGCAACCAAAUUGGUUCAGGUGGAUUUGGGACGAUAUACAAAGGCACUCUCCCGGAUGAAACUGUGGUGGCAGUGAAGAAGAUUACUAGUUUGGGUGUGCAAGGAAAGAAGGAGUUUUGCACUGAGAUUGCUAUUAUUGGGAAUGUUCACCAUGUCAAUUUGGUUAGACUAAAAGGUUUCUGUGCACACAAGAGGCAAAUGUUUCUUGUCUAUGAGUAUAUGAAUCGGGGUUCAUUGGAUCGUACCCUCUUUGGUGACGGACCUGUUUUAGAAUGGCAGGAGAGAUUCGAGAUAGCACUUGGAACAGCUCGCGGGCUUGCUUAUUUGCACAGUGGGUGUGAACACAAGAUCAUCCACUGUGAUGUCAAGCCAGAGAACAUUCUCUUGCACAACAAUUUACAAGUGAAGCUAUCAGAUUUUGGGCUUUCAAAGCUGCUUAGUCCUGAACAAUCUAGUUUAUUUACGACUUUGAGAGGAACCCGAGGCUAUCUAGCGCCUGAGUGGCUGACUAGUUCUGCCAUCUGCGACAAGACAGAUGUGUAUAGUUACGGAAUGGUGUUGCUAGAGGUAGUGAGGGGACGGAAGAACUGCACAUUACAGACAGUCAGCCAUAGAACAGUAGAUGAUAGAAGUGGUGGAAAUGGUGGGACAUCUUCAUCUUCCUCUGUCUUGGAACGUCAGUCUGUUUACUUCCCCCUGUUUACAUUGGAAAUGCACGAGCAGAGGAGGUAUUUGGAGCUUGCUGACGUGAGGCUUGAGGGAAGAGUCACGUGUGAGGAAGUAGAGAAGCUAGUGCGGGUUGCUCUGUGCUGUGUGCAUGAAGAGCCAUUGCUGAGGCCGACCAUGGCUAAGGUUGUUGGCAUGUUAGAAGGUGCACUACCAUUGGGCGAGCCGCGGGUUGAGUCUCUCGAAUUUCUAAGGUUCUAUGGCCGGCGAUUCACGGAGGCGUCAACAAUAGAAGAAGGGUACAAUGGGAUGAAUGAUUUUGUGUUCCAUCCACAAGUAAAUGCCAGUUCUAAUAGCACUACUAGUGAUCCACAUAAAGUCUACUCUUACAUGUCUUCGCAGCAAGUCUCAGGUCCCCGCUAGUGCGCUAGAGGCUCAAUGCUCUCUUUUAUUUUAGCUGGAGGAGUCCAUGGACGGUAUACAUUCAGAUGGAUGCCCAGAGCUUGUUGCCCCGACUGGUUGUGUAAUCUUGCAAUUCUUCAAGUGUCGAAUAUUUGGGUUUUUCCUAAGAUUGUGUCACUUUGAGACAGCAUUCAAAACCUAACCAAUCUCACAACUUUUGGAUUCCGGUUCCGCGCUGAACUAAAAUGGAGAUGAUGAAGGGAAUUGCGGAGGAUUGGAAUAAAGAUAGAACACAUACCACAUGUUUGGUUAAAAGAAUACAGGCACAGAACAUCUUUGUGAAGUAACAGGAAUGCAGGAGGCAGGUUUUUGUUAAUCAUAUUACAUAUGGUGGCCAUUUCCUUUUAAAAAAGGAUAUCAACAGCAAGGUAGAGGGUUUCAGACAGUAAUCCACCAUCAUUCGUUCAUAUAGAUUUAUGUAAUUUCUAAAGUUUUUUCUUUGUUAAUUUUCUAUAUCAAAGCUUCCCAUUGUUAAGGUUCCAAAUCGGAAUGGUAAUGGACCAUUAUGGAGUUCCGGUCAGCAAGGAUAGGCGGAUAUGGGUACUCAAAUUGGAGGAAGUACAAUAAAACUCGAGUUACGAAUCUAUUGUCAAUUUGGAUAUCCAAUUCGAAUAUAUUAUUCAAAAUUUCAAACUUGCUUUAAUA